GCGACCCGUGCUGAGGGAUGAAUGGUUGGGGGGGGUUUCAAUCAAAUACCCUGCCUCUAACGGAGCCUGUGGAGUACCAGGGCACCCUCCACAGUAUCGUCUGCCCCCUCUGCAUUAAGCGGGUCACUGAUGCAGUUGAACUUCUUUACCGCGCAACUCGUGGGAAUUUCAUGAAUAAUUCAACAAAAAACAAAAAUCUUCCGGGUUCCGGCAGCCUCUCUCUGUCGGAAAAAAUCGUCAUAGAGGUCGACUCUAUGAAUGUCGAAGAGGAUGAAGUACUGAGUGACGCACCUGCGGAUGUUCAGUCCUGUUCCUCUUCCAUCCUCAACACCCCGACUCGUUGUGAGUCGCUAGAGGAUGAUAGUGACGAAAGUAACGUCACUACAAAAACUGAACCUAAAGCGCUAGAUUCAGCUGAGGUCCACUCUUCGUGGAAGAAAAACCUCACCAAGGGUCAGAGAAGGAGGCUGAAGAACUUGGCCGCAGCCGGGAUCCCUGCAAAGGAAGCUCGGCAGCAAGCACUGAGUCAGCACAUCUCUGGACCAGCAAAACGCCCCCGAGGAUCGGAACUACCUAGUAGUGACGAAAAACCGAUUCUCAAAAAAUCCAAACAAAAUCUCUGCCCCCGUAAAAGAGCGGGGUUGAACGAGCAAAAAAAAGAUGCUCGAAACACUCUUCAAAACAAAGACUCCACAAUAACUUCUGUCGAAACUGGAAUCUCCUUCAAGGAAGCUUUGGAACAGAUCAAAGUUGGAAUACUCCCGGAGGACUAUCCCAACACCGAUCUUACUACGGCUCAGUUAGAUUCCAUCCAGAAUGCUCUACUCACUGCAAUAGAGCAACAAAGAAACGAGCCGGUUAAGCCCAAAUUUUUCAAUUGCUCGUAUAAGUCAGGUUAUCUAAUCCUUUCGUGCAAAGAUCAUCAAACUUCGGAAUGGUUGAAGAAAGUGGUUCCCGGGAUAAUCCUAGACGACAACAUCAAACUGGUUGCUCUAGACGCCAAAAAUAUUCCGCGUCCAGAAAUUCUCCAUGCCUUUUUCCCACAAAGCGCAACAUUCAGCGACGAGAGACUCAAAAGCCUCAUUGAGAGUCAAAAUGAAAAUCUCUCCACCGAUAAAUGGCGAAUACUAAAGAGAUCCAAUCCCAACGAAAUUCACGCGGACUGGACGCUAACAGUCGACGAAGCUUCGAUGCGUCAACUAACUAGCACAAACUUCAACAUAAACUUCCGAUUUGGCGAAACUAAGCUGAGGAAAACAAAUCCAAAGCAGCGCCAAGUCAUAAUCCAUAAAAGCUCCGGUGUAUUCAAAGGAGAUCUGGGGCCAAAAAACGAGGAACCUAAAAAUUCCAAAAACCCAGGAAACCUGAAGUCUUCAGAGACUAGUGACUCCAAAAUAGUGGAACCACAAAAAACUCAAGAAGUCGGCAGAAGGGUUUCUGGAAAACCAAAGCGCCCUCGUGAAGAUUCUCCGAAAAACAAGAAGCUUGGCAUCCUGAGUAUUCCCGGCCCAAGCGGUACGAACUCAAUGGUUAUCGCAAACAGGUUAGGAACCUCGAUUGUGCCAAGUAAAAAAGGUGAGUUUCUUCAUACCCAUCCCAGAUCUAAUACGAAUACGGAAGCUGGAACAAGCAAAAAACCUGACCUGAUUUUCAAAAAAACAGAUGGGACUCCGAUCCUCCCAAAUGAACCACCAGAUCGGAUAACCCAACCUAAUGCAGAACACUAAAGUUCUGCAAAUAAACUUCCACCACGCCAAAGCAGCGUCGAGCGUGCUAUCCAGGAGGUUUACAAAAGACGCUGUGGAUCUAGCUCUUAUACAAGAGCCUUGGGUUCACAAAGGAAGAAUACUAGGUAUUCAAACAGGUUCAUAGUUCAUUCAAAGGGACAUCGUCGCGAUCAGAGUGGAAGUUCCUACCGCCAAAGGAAGGGCCGACAUCGUAAUUGCGUCGGCUUACUUUCCAGGCGACGUUCCUGAGGUUCCUCCACGAGAGGUAGCGGCGUUUGUAAACUAAAUACUGCAGGGAAAUUAACAAGGACUUCAUAAUCGGAUGUGAUGCCAACGCUCAUCACACCAUGUGGGCAAGUACGGAUAUCAACUACCGAGUUGAUCGGAACAAAAAUGGAUUGGCGCUACCUGCUCUCCGUAUCGCCACACAACCUCGCCGAAGAACGACAGGAUGAAUUGGCGACUGAUCUGGCCGCUAUACCCCCUACCCAAAAGUUGGAUAGCAAGGGCUGCAAGAAGCUUUUCCGGCUUGCCCAGGUGGUGCUACGCUUUCGCAAUGAACAGGUGAAUCAACUCAGAUUGGAGAUGGAACAAAUAAUAGCGCAGGAUGAGUUGAGAAAAACGCAAGACACUCCAAGGCAUGAAAUGCUUCGCGAGCAAAUGAGCGACCUUAAACGCACAAUCGAAAAAUUGGAAGCAGACAAGCUUUCCCAGCGCUCCCGGAUCAAGGAACUUUCCGAGGAAAUUGCAUCGCUUCAGAAGAAGCUAGUGGAAAGCAGUCACUUCGGUAGCGAUGGUGAGGACUCCCCUGAUGCCCUGUCGGAGAUUGAUCGUCAACAGGAGCUUUACAAUAACAUCAGCAUGAAGAAUAAACACAUCAAGCGGUUGUUACGAGAUAUUGAGGACUUAGAGAAGCGGAACAGUUUCCAGAUUGAUACGAUCAAUAGCUUGCAGGUCAGUUUGAGCGAUGCAACCGAGAAUCUCACGGCGCUGACUAAUCAAUACGAGGAAGCAAAGGCGCUUAUCGGUAGUCAGAAAGCAACCAUAGAUGCGUUUAACGAGAAAGUGUGUAAGCUGGAGAAAGAGCUAGCCGGAAUGGUAGAAAAAAAACGUAAAUGUGAGGAUGAUCUGGAAGAUUUUGCGGAGCAGUUAGAAGUACGAACAGUGCGCUGGAAAGCGGUUUUAGGAGAAAAACAGGCUGAGUUGGAAGAGGUGCAAACGAAGUACGCAGAACUAUUGGAACAGUUCCCUGGAUACGAUGUUGAGGCAGAGCGAAACGAGUUUAAAAGGAUGGUUAGUCAACUGGAAGAAAAGAACGAGCUGAUUUUAGUACUCGAAGAAAAGAUUACUAUGCUGUCACAGGAGAUUUUAACAUCAACUGAGUUGAUGAAUAGAAUUUCUCAGGAGAAAGAAAAUACUAGGAAUGAACCGAGCAAAAUUAGCAAAUGUUGUGAGGAAAGUCGCACAUUGCUUGAAAGGGCAAACAAACGGUGCGAAGAAAUGCAGGAGAUUUUAACAAACGUGGAAGAAGACAAUUUGUUAAAAUCAAGACAGGUAACUGAAGCUGUAGAUGCCCUGAAAAGAUACGAAAGCGGCGAAGAUGGGUUGGCUAAUGCGCUGAAGAGGAUCAACAGACUACACGAGAAGGUUAAUGUGAGAGACAAACAGAUACGCGAGUUGGUCAAAGAUAUUAACGAAGCGAAUGAAGUUGUAAUGGAAAAUACUGUUUUAAGGAAACGCUUGGGAAUCAGUGAAGAUGAAAUAGUACCGAUUCAUUCGAUUCUUUCUAAGCAAAGAAAGAUUGAGAAGGUUAAUGAGCGACUAGCGCUCAAGCUUCGAGCUUCAGAAGAAAUGCGACUGCAAUUGAAGCUGGAGAAGAAUGACUUGAAGAGAAAGCUCUCCCAGAUGUCCCAUUCUCUGAGCAGUCAGAGAAUUUCGGACGAGCAAGAUGGGGAGCAACCAGAGCAACAAGCCGUGGAGGCUGUCGAGGAAUUAGGUCAAGUAUCUGACGAUUUGGAAGACUCCAAAAUAAGUCAUAUAAAAUUUUGUGAGAAAUGCAUGACGCAGUAUAAUGUCCACGAUAGCAAAAAGCACUGUAAAGCGUGCAUUUAUCGGCGAAGUUUCAAUUACUGCGAUGGAUGCAUACAGAAACUGAAGGUAAACUUUGGCCUAGAUGAGGUCAACACGAAACAAAAUAGUGAAAACAUAAAACAGCUGGAGGAGAAAUACGUCGCCGUUGUGGAGGAGAAUGAAAAUCUUAGGAUAGGAAUGCACGAAAUACUGGAAAAGUUGCGAGACUAUGAUGCUAUGUCCAAUCAUCUGACGAUCGACACUUCUACUCUCGAGCGCUUGCUGCAUGCCUUGGAUGCAAGAAGCGUGAGUGGAUGGUACCAUCCUGCAAUGCGGUUGCAGAAUGAGCUUCUUGCCACCAGAGAACGCGAAAUAUUGCUCAAAGAACGGCUGAAUCUCAGAAGUAAGCAGAGCACCUUCUCGGUUACAAGCCGGGAUGAUUCGGGAAAUGUGUGCGAUGAUGAAGACAACACUGCCGAUAUGAAUCGAUUAAUAACAGAACAACAGUCAGAUUUCAGUGAGCAGGUUCUUCUGAAAUCGGUGGAAAUUGAUCGUUUGAACGAACUUAUAACUACGUUGAAAGAAGAGAAAACUCAAUGGAUAAAAUCGAAUGAUGAGUUUUCGGUUACGAAGAAAUCAUACGAUGAGCUGUUACGGUUCACAAGGGCCGCCGAAAACGAAAAAGACAAGUUGAUGGCGGAAACGUUGGAUAGGUUGAAGCAAAUUGAAUCGAAUAUUUGUACUUUUCAGCGGAAAGUGGAUUUUCUAAAGGCGGAGAAUGACAAUUUGCAUAAUACACUGCGCACGAUCCAGGCAGAUCAUUUGAAUGUCCUACAUGAGUUAAAAUCAGAGUUAGCUAGAAAGAACACCUCUUUAAAGAGUUUGGAGCUGGACCUCAGUAUUGCUAAACGUAACGGAACGGAUGCCGAGAGAGAUUCAAUAGAAAAAAUGGAGAUGGAAAUCGAUCGAAUGAAACGAGAAACGGCUGAUUUGUAUUCCAGUUUCCUGAAGAACAUUCAAGAGGUCGAUAAGCAAAAUUUACUCGACUUUGAAUAUGCACAAUUGUCUAAUUUUGGGUUGAUCGAAUCAAAUCUCACUAUGGAAUUCAUUCCCAAAAACGAAUUUAGGCGUCUCGAAAACCAACUGAAAGCGGCUGAAGAAGAGUUGAAAAGGCAGAUUAUCAAGAAUGCUAAUAUGGAUGAAUUAUUGAAAGCAUCUCACGAACAAAUUCAAUCACAGCAGUUAUUGAUUUCCAAACAAUCGGAAGAGGAAAUCGCCCUCAGACAUCUGGUUGCAGAUUUGCAGUCUGCAUCGAACGAGAAGUAUCUGCUAGCGAGGACCCAGAAGACGUUAGACGAAGCCCGCGAACAAGAAGAACUUCUCAAGCUUGAUAAUAUCAAGCUAAAACAGUCUCUGAUGGCAGCAGCUGAAGAAUCGGAUGGUCUUAAGGAGCAGUUAGUACAGCAAGAAAUAGAAUUCACCGAACGCCAAAAGGAUAAUGUUUUGAAGAUCGAGUUUUUAACGCAAACUGUUAAGAAGUUGCACGAAAAUUACAAUUCUUGCACCCCGACAUAUGCUGUGACGGAUUUUGUGAAGCAGUAUGUAAAAUUAAUGGAAUUGAAAAAAAGCAUAUCGAAAGAAGUGAUCGAAACACUGAACCAAAGCAGAGCUGUCGAGUUCGAACGAUGGUUCACGAUGAAAAUGAAUGAUGGCACCGAAAGCAAACAAAUUCAGGAUAAGAUAAAUCUAAUACAAUACAAAAGCCAAACUGAAUACCUCACGAGACAAUUGAUGCUGGCACAGGAACAGGUCGAGCAACUGCAAGAGGAAAAUUCAAAAAUUAAGUUGAAAGCUGUGGAAAACACACGCCAUUGGGAUACCAUAGAAUUGAUUUUCAAUGGAGAGGGAAAGACACCUAGACCGAAUGGUGAACAAUUCGACAAAGAAAUCCAGGCGUCGAUUGAAAUCAGUCACAAAUGCAUCAAUACUAUCCCGAUAAUUGAUGACAGUCUGGCGGAGGUACCACGAAAGGGAUCUCCGCCAGCGACGCCGGUCAAGGAAACGCGAGAGUCGGGCCAGAUGACGGAUGAUGUUGAUGGAUUCCAGGGGACGACGAUGAUGCAAAAAUCCCACGAAUCUCAAUUGAAGCAAGCGAUGAUGCUGGCAUCGACCAGAAGUGCAUUGUUGCUCGAAACCGAGAGUCGCCUGACGGAGUGUCACGGACGCAUCAAAAUGCUUGAAAAGAUGUUGGAGAAUAAGGAUGUGCAGCUGAAGAAAGAGAAGGCUAGUCGAGCAGGAACGUCAAGUAAUGAUAAACUAGAGGAUGGCAUUCUCAGUUCCACAAUAGGUUCUCUCCAAAAUUUACUUCUGGAGAAAGACAGUACACUGUCCCGAUAUCUGGAAUUGUUAAGGAGUGAGCGUCAAGAACACUCCAAAGCAUACGAUGAGAAUAUGGUUCAAAUAAGAUCAUUGAAGAAAGCCGUAGAUGAACUGGAACAAAAAUUUUAUGACAAACAGAGAGAGGUUGAUAGUUUAAACACUCAAAUAAAAAAUUUGAUGCAGUACAAAGCAGCACAUGAAGCAAAUGCCCAGCGGGAGAACGAAACUAAUGAAAUGCAGGUUGACAAGCCAGGAUUUGUAUAUACUGAUAAAAUCAUUGAAAAUAUAUACGAAAUGGACCAGAAGAAGGAGGAUGAAAUAGAAGCUUUGAAGAUACAGAUAAAAAUGCUCGAGAAUAAAGUUCAUGAUGCUCAUGAAGAAACCAGAAAAUUACAAGCCCAUUUAAAGGAAAUGACAGCAAAGGAGAAAAGAACCGAGAAGACAAUACGGGAAAAAGAUACGGAAAUAGUGACGCUGAAUGAAAGACUUUCAAAGGAACACGAUGAUUUGAAGGAAUUUUCUGACAGCAUUGCAAGUGCUCAGGAGAUCGAGCAGCUUAGAGAAAUGCUGGAAGAGAAAGAUCGCCAUAUACAGGAUCUUACUGAGACGUUGAGUCAAUUUCAUGACGAUCAGCAAAAAUUCAUGAACGAUACCUCUUUGCAUUCCGCUGAACAAAUCUCUCAGCUAAGUGCGGAUCUGAAUCGAAGUGAAGCUUCAAAUCGGGUCCUGAAAACCCAAAUCGAUGCCCUCAAACGACAAAUCAUGAGCAUUCAACAGCGCGAGAAACAGUCUCGUGACUUGGUAAAGACACUGAAGAACCAACUCAUCCGACGACCCGUUAUUGCUAUGAAGUCAGAGCGAACUACGACUCCGAAGGAAGACCAGCUCUCCCGUAAGCUUCAACAGCUCGAAACAGAACUGUUGGAUACGAAAGACGAUCUACGCAAACAAAUCAGCAUAAACGAGAAUCGUCGGGCGAAAAAUGCCGCCGAGCUUGAUUUGUGGAACAAACAAAAACGAUGGCAACAGACUGCCGAUAAGCUGAAGAUACAGCUGAAGGAGCGAGAAAUGGAACUGGAGAAGCUCAAGGUUCACUUCAGUACCGCGAAGACGACGAUCGUCCGGUUGGAACGAGAUAAAGCUAUUCUGGAAGGUCGCGGAACGCGAGGCGGGAGCGCACCAGCUGCUUCGAGCGGAGGACGCUUUGGUCACACGGAAUCGCCAGAUUCCUGUGCUACCGAGAGUACCGGAUCGGAUGAAACCAGUAUGCAGCUUGAUGCGUUCGCCCGCAAUAGCAAGGAGAUAAUCGAGUCGCUUAAAAAUAGAAUUGAAUCGCAGCAGAGGCGAAUUAUUGCGAUGGAGCUGGAGCGGAAGGGUUCAAACACAAUGACACACGAGUUGGAGCGAAUGCAUGAGAAAUUAUCCAACCUAGAAGCACAGAAUAUUCGACUGGAGGCAAAGGUUAUACAACUGCACCUGGACAAUGAUAUGUUGCGACAAAGCGAUGAGUCAGAGAGACUCAGAAGCCAGGUCAAACAUUUUGAAGGAUAUGUCAACGUUUUGAAGGAAGAACUCUCUAAAGCCACUGCCGGCUGCCCGGAAACCAUUAAUUUUGAUAGUCUUUGUCCGCGAUGCACUCGGACACGCACUGGGGUCGGAAGUGGAGCCGUGAGCAACAGUGAGUUAGUGGAUUACAACUCAAAACUGGAACAAACCGUGCUAGCCUUGCGAAGAGUAGUCGAGAAGCUCAAGGUUGAAAAUAAACAACUGAUGGAAGGCAAACUUCUCACGCCAAGAUCUUCGAAAGAUGGUGGAAAAACGGGCGUAACGGAUGUAACGAAAGAAAAUUUUGAUCGUCUUAAGAAAGAACACGAAAAGUUACAGCAAAGCUACUCAGAAGCACUGAACCGAGUAGCCGCACUUCAGUUGGAAAUAGAGUUGCUUUCAAGUGCCAGCUGCCCGCGUUGCAAUGUUCAAAAUAGCAGGAGAGGUUCGACUGAUGAAGCCGAGCAAUCAGAAGAACAAUUCAAAGGUGAUGAAUUGAAGGAACAACUGGAGAACAAAUCCCAGCUGUUGGAAAAAGCUAAAAUACUUCUGACCAGAGCCGCCGCCAAAGAACGCUAUUUGAAGGAACAAAUAUCUCUGCUAAGAAGAAAGUGUUCGGACUUGCAAAACGUACCUGUUAUUGAUGAAAUCAGCGAAUAAGGUUUUUUUUAACAACUACCACUGAUGCUUUCUUUCCAAUUGAAAUUCGUUAAUUUAUUAUUUUUGAGUGAAUGUUAUUGUAACGAAAGAACAACUUAUGCUUUGCGUGUAAUUUAAUUUCACAUAUUGUAAGUCUUAAUUUAUUAGUACAUUAAGCGUCAAAUAAAAUCUAAACAAAUAUUUGGGUGAACGGAU
Messenger RNA from Toxorhynchites rutilus septentrionalis, 8576 nucleotides. RefSeq names its product centrosomal protein cep290 (gene Cep290). The transcript is spliced from 15 exons. The coding region runs from base 2055 to 8381 and encodes 2108 amino acids. NCBI's taxonomy places the organism in Eukaryota, Metazoa, Arthropoda, Insecta, Diptera, Culicidae. The record is from RefSeq and is a predicted model, not a curated record.